Molecule: messenger RNA, 1396 nt
Organism: Chara braunii
Lineage: Eukaryota; Viridiplantae; Streptophyta; Charophyceae; Charales; Characeae
Source: the annotation of a GenBank genome assembly
GUCUUCGGCAUCGCGCUUGUUCCAUCUCCUGAGGUAGUGCACAGCUGCGGGACGUCUACGGGUCACACAGUGUGCGUGGUGUCCAAUGGCAAUGCUGAGCAGCGGGCGCGUCUUGGGCGACUGCGGCAUGAGCGAAGGUGUGGCGGAUAAGCGAUUUGCGGAGAUGGAUGGCGGAGGCUGCGGCCACGGUCUGCGGGCGGAAGAGAUGGAGGCGGUGGUGAUGGCGGUGUCUACCACCCCGCGAUGGUGGAUCAAACGACGUACUGGCGGAACAUGGGAGGACCUCCGGCAAAGCGAUGACGCCACGGUCGAGUACUACCGCCAAAAGUUGCGCAUGUCGAUGGCCAUGUUCAAGCAGAUCGUAGCCGCUCUCGCCUCGUUCGUGGAGAAGAAGGUCACGCACUACAGAACGCCAUUGCCAGCGGAGCAGGUUAUCGCUUUCGCGUUGUACAGGUGGGCGUCCGGGGAGACGUACGAGAGUGGCACUUCAGCUUUCGGCAUCGGCAGGGCCACUGGAGUGCUCGCCGUCCGCGACGUCACUUCGGCGCUGCUGCGGGUGUACCCCGAGAUCAUCAAGUGGCCAGUGGGCCGCAGACGUGCGCAGAUUCUCCACGCUUUCCGUGAUAAGGGAUUCUCGAACUGCUUCGGCGCCAUCGACUGCACACACAUCUACAUCGACAAGCCCGCCGGCACACCUUCUGCCAACUACUACGACCGCAACCACAAGUUCUCCGUGCAGGCGCCGGUCAUCGUGGAUUUGGAUCUCCAGAUCCUAGACGUCCACGUCGGAUACCCGGGGAGUGUGCACGACGUCCGCGUCCUGCACAAUUCCCAACUCUGGAGGCGCGCACAGAUUGGCGAGCUCUUUGACGCAGCUCUUGAGAAUUUGCCGCACGGUGUCGUCACGCGAGGAUACCUUCUGGGCGACAACGGUUAUCCUGUUGCCCAUCCAUGGAUCGUGCAGCCGUAUGGAGGAAUAGACCAAGGUCCUGACGAGGAGCGCUUCGACAACCGGCAGAAGGUGGUGCGGGGGUGUGUGGAGAGGGCGCUCGGCCGACUGAAGUGCAUGUGGCGUCUGUUCUUGCGCACCCACAAGACGAACCUGGAAACAUUGCCACAACAAUUCAUCGUCAUCUGCACUCUCCACAACAUCCUCCUCUAUGCGGGGAUCGACUUCGAUGAGAACCUGUUAUGGGAGGUGGGUCCGGACGGCGUCAGGCGCAGAGUGGACUUGGGCAUUGUCGGGGGCGGCGGAGGCAGGCGGCCAAAGAGCUCCAACGUCGGGGGGGAGUUGUUGCGGAACGCGCUUCGCGACCGCCUGGCUUUGAUGUAGGCCCUCGCGGAGAGAGAGAGAGAGAGAGAGAGAGAGAGAGAGAGAGAGAGAGAGAGAGAGAGA